Trichoderma citrinoviride is the source of this 2418-nucleotide messenger RNA. RefSeq lists its product as hypothetical. The record is from RefSeq and is a predicted model, not a curated record. Lineage: Eukaryota; Fungi; Ascomycota; Sordariomycetes; Hypocreales; Hypocreaceae. Bases 1 to 2418 code for a protein of 805 amino acids. The transcript has 3 exons.
AUGACGGGACGAAGCGGGAGCUCUGAUGGGACGUUUUACUUUCAGGCAUGGAACACUGGCAAGGUGGUGAGCGCGGAGUCAUGGGUCCAGAAUAAGGGCCUCGCCGACUUUGUCGAGCAGAACCUCAGCGCCGAGGCAAAGAAGUGGCUGUUCGUCAAGGGCUGCGUGCCUACCAAGGAGCUGACCGGGCUCGCCAUUCCCUAUUCUAUCGCCGUCAAGCUUCGUGCCGCAAGGACUGGGCAGGACCCAAAAGAUGCGGUCAAGGCUCUCUUCAAGUUCCGCAACAAGGAGUUCCCCGACAUCGCCAGGGUCUACUUCAAGACCAGGUUGCACAAGUCGCUGGACUUCUUCAACACCUUCUCCGAGGGCGCAGAGUCCGACCCUCUCGUGGCCGAUUUCAACGUCGUCAAGUCCUCCAAGAAGUUGAAGGACAAGAUUCGGUCAGCGAUCAAGUUUGUCAAGAAGGAUGUCUGGGGCGACCUUAAGAAUGGAUUAGUCGGUGGCAUUUCUUCAAAAUCAUCAGAGUUCAAGGCAGCUCGGUUCAUCGCGAAGCGAGGCCAAGGUAUGUACAGGGCCUUUGAAGGAAGCGACAUUGGUGUCGACUGGGACAUAGGGGAAAGCGACGUCAUUAACAUAUGCCUCGACUUUUCAGACCCUACCUUGAAUCCCCAUGUUCUGCCCACUGCACCGCUCCAGAGCCCUCUGCCACUGCCAGACAUGACUUUGCCGGACUUGAGCCCUGCUCCUCUUCAGCCGGAAAUGAGUCCUGCUCCUGUGCAGCGGCGCGAACUCCCUCCUCGACCUAGGACGGACUCGGAUGCCUCCGAUCUCACCGUCGGGUCCACGGUUGCGUCGGCCUCGGACGCCAGCUCCAUGGCUUCUGUCGACACAGCCCAAUCGUCCAUCUUUGGCGAAGAAGCAUCUUCCGAGCUGCACCACCACGCAAAGGAGGGCUACUCCGAGCUGUCGCCUGUUCCGGAAGAGGACGAGCCAGUACUCAGCCCUCCGGCCACCACCGAGAGUGACCCUAUGGUAGAAGCCGAUGUUGAAGUUCCGGCUGUUGCGACGCCCGCCGAUUCGGCAGAGGCAUCGUGCCUGGACAUUACGACGGAGCCCAUAGAGGUCGCAGACGCUCCCGUGGUCACCGACGUCACGGAAAUGACAGACGUUACGGACAUCACAGAGGUCGUGAGAGCUACCACCACUCCGGCCGCCAUGACUCCUGCAUCGUCUGGCAUUGUCGCGACCAGAAGAAAGAUGAACAGUGUCCUGUCUCCUCAGAACACGCAAACGGCCUACUUUGUUGUGAAAAAUACCGGCAACUGGCUUCGAUACCUAACGGCCAACCAUGCCCAGAGCGCCCAACAGCUGCGAUCUACCCUUUUCGAUUCGCCCAUUGUCCUCGCCGCGACCUCUUCUCCCAUACAGGCUCUCAUGCCGGACGGGAUGAUGCGUGUGUACUUUAUGUCGCAAGCUCGGAAGCAGCUUGAGGAUGGGGCGCCUCGCAACGAGAAGAAUCGCGCUGUCCGCACUCGCAAAGGCAAGUCGGUUCGCGAGUGGGUUGUCGGAAGCGCCAAGGUCUCAACCCGCACCUUGAAACAUCUUGGCCAGCAGCUCGGAAAGAGAAACGCCAGACUCCUACCAGCGGCUUCGCCCGCGGUGCGCAAGGUCGACUCGGUCGUCGGUCCCAACAACCGACUGAUAGAGAUGACGCCUGCGCCAGGCGUUCCUCAGGCCAUCCUGGUCACAACGCCCCAUCCUGUCGAGGAUGUCCGGGAGGGCGACAUUGUGCAGGAAGAGCGAGACGACGGCUUCGUCCACAUUGAGAGCAACAUUAUCAACAGGCCGGCGGAGGUGGUGGCGGACAGGACUGAUGGUCCCGAGAAGAAGAAGAAGGGCAAGUUGGAGAAGAAGCGGCGUCCCAAGGGCAAGGGCAAAUCCAAGGCGGACAUGAACGGGACCAGCAUCAAGAAGACGAUCAGGAUGGACACAGCCAGCGCAACGACCAGCGCGAGGACAAACGUCAUCAGGGACUUCACGGUCGAUGCCGACAGCGUCCCGCCUCGCAAGCCUUCCAAGGUAUAUACUCCUCCUUUCAGUCGAAAAGCCUGGCGAGAUGUGGAGCCUCAAGAGCCGCAGGUCAUCUACGACGUCAUGAGCGGAUACGACUUUUUGCAAGUGGAAGACGUCCAGAUCUUUUCCUUUUCGACGUGCUCGCAUGACAUGAUGCUGCGCACCUCUCCUCCUCCCGCUGCUGCUGCUGCUGCUCCCGCUCCUGCUGCUCCCGCUACACCCGCAGUGGUUGAAGAGGGCGAGGGCCUCGGCAUUUGGUCGCCUCCGGCUGUUGUCGGCAUUUUCUCCUGGAUGUGGGAUCAUUUGUCUCCUGGGGGCUGGGCUAAGACCUCGGUCGCUCACUGA